This is a messenger RNA of Arctia plantaginis, 2061 nucleotides long. Lineage: Eukaryota; Metazoa; Arthropoda; Insecta; Lepidoptera; Erebidae. The record is from the annotation of a GenBank genome assembly.
AUGCACACGGUCACAGAGGGGCAGUUCCGAAGCACUAACGGGUCCGCCCAUGGACGUGACAAGGUCGCCAUAUUAGACGCUGGAUCCCAGUAUGGAAAGGUAAUAGACCGUCGCAUACGUGAAUUAUGUGUGGAGUCAGAGAUCUUGCCGUUAGAUACACCAGCCUACCACCUCAAAGAGGCUGGCUACCGAGCCAUCGUCAUAUCUGGUGGACCCAACUCAGUAUACGCCGAAGAUGCACCUAGAUACGACUCAGAUAUAUUCAAGAUUGGACUCCCUGUUUUAGGAAUAUGCUACGGUAUGCAGAUGCUAAACAAGGAGUUCGGUGGCUCUGUGCUGCGGAAGGAGGCGCGUGAAGAUGGCCAGUACGAAGUGGAAGUGGAGACCACAUGUCCCUUGUUCAAUCGUUUAGAGAAACUCCAACCAGUGUUAUUGACACACGGCGACAGCGUCCAGAAGGUUGGCGAGAGGUUCCGUGUCGGCGCUCAGUCUUCCAACCACCUCAUAGCCGCUAUAUAUAACGAACAGAUGCGACUCUACGGCGUGCAGUUCCACCCUGAGGUUGACCUAACCCCAAAAGGCAAGCAGAUGCUAUCAAAUUUCCUGUUCGACAUCGCAGGACUGUCGCGGACCUUCACUCUGCGAUCUCGACGCGAGGCCUGCAUACAGUAUAUAAGGGAAACUGUUGGUGAUAAUAAAGUUCUUGUUUUAGUAAGCGGUGGUGUAGACUCGACUGUGUGUGCGGCGUUACUUAGAACUGCGUUACGCGAAGACCAAGUCAUUGCCUUACAUAUUGAUAAUGGAUUCAUGCGCAAAAAUGAAAGCGCCAAAGUAGAGAGACAUCUGAGAGAACUAGGUGUUCGUUUACACGUCGUCAAUGCAGCUCAUCAGUUCCGUCAGGGCAGCACGAUGGUGCGCGAGGCGGGCGGGCGCACACGCCACACGCCGCUGCUGUGCCACGCCACGGCGCCUGAGGACAAGCGCAAGAUCAUCGGCGACGUCUUCAUCCGCAUCGCCGAGCAGGCCGUGCGCGACCUCAACCUGCAAGAGGACCAAGUCCUUCUCGGCCAGGGAACUCUCAGACCAGAUCUUAUCGAAUCGGCAUCGUCCCUGUGUUCCAACAACGCGGCAACUAUCAAAACUCAUCACAACGACACAGAGCUCGUGCGGGUGUUAAGACAAGGAGGCAGGGUUGUCGAACCGCUCAAAGACUUUCAUAAAGACGAGGUCCGUGCGCUAGGCGUGGAGCUAGGUCUACCGACACUGCUGGUGGAACGACAACCUUUCCCGGGUCCUGGGCUCGCCGUGCGGAUAUUGUGUCAGGAAGAACCUUAUAUGGAGCGGGAUUUUGCUGAAACACAGGUGAUAGUGAAAAUAAUGGUGGAAUAUGCGUCGAUGUGUAUGAAGUCGCACGCGCUCCUGGGGCGAGUGGCCAACGCCAGCACGCCCGCGGAGCAGGCCGAGCUCAAGCGCAUCUCCUCCAAGUCGCCCGUCGCCGCCACCUUGUUGCCCAUUCGCUCUGUUGGGGUCCAAGGUGAUGGACGAACGUACAGUUACGCCGUGGCGCUGUCGACGGAGCGGUACCCUCCCGACUGGAAGGACAUGCACUACCUCGCCAAACUUAUACCGCGCGUCUGCCACAAUGUUAACAGGGUUUGUUAUGCAUUUGGAGGUUUAAUUAAGGAGCAAGUAACCGAUAUUACACCUACUUUCCUCACACAACAAGUCGUAUCUACUUUGCGCCAGGCCGACGACCUUGCUACACAGGUGCUGGUGGCGAGCGGGUGCAUGGGGCGCAUCGCUCAGAUGCCGGUGGUGCUGGUGCCCGUGCACUUCGAGCGCGACGCGGCCGUGCGCGCGGCCUCGUGCCAGCGCUCGCUCGUGCUGCGCCCCUUCCUCACGUCCGACUUCAUGACCGGCGUCGCCGCGCUGCCCGGCUCCGACGCCAUGCCCAUGGACGUUGUAGACAGGAUGCGCAGGGAGUUGCUGACCGUGCCGGGAAUAUCGCGCGUGCUGUACGACCUGACGCCGAAACCGCCAGCCACUACAGAGUGGGAGUAG